Molecule: messenger RNA, 913 nt
Organism: Vanessa atalanta (red admiral)
Lineage: Eukaryota; Metazoa; Arthropoda; Insecta; Lepidoptera; Nymphalidae
Exons: 6
Coding region: 29-820 (263 amino acids)
Cellular component (GO): membrane
Source: RefSeq, a predicted model, not a curated record
ACCAAGAAUAAAAAAUAACUGUAUCAAAAUGAGAAAUAGUGGGUUAAUUUUGUUCAUGUGCGCGGGCCUGUUACUCAGCGGCGGCGCAAUCCUUGGCGGAUCAACGGUAUGGAGUCUGCUACGGAUGUCCUACUACUUCUGGACAUCCGAUCUGGGAGUGGAACUUGGCUCCAGCGUGCUUUUCGUGUCGGGCUCCUUACUGUGCCUACCAGCAUCCUGGCUAGCGACACUAGUUCCAUACCAUCCUAGAUCGAUAACACUUCUAGCUAUCCUGAUGAUGAUAGUGACUUCCGGAAUGAUGUUAUUAUCAAUAGGUAUGUCGUCCAUAAUGGGGCUAUCGCGAGCAUUACGUGAUACGAACGCUCUGAAUUCAAGCAUGCUGCGUGCGAUGUCAUUUGAAGCAAUGGCUGUCAAAACCGCUUUCGCGUCAAUGCAGUUAGAGCUAAAGUGUUGUGGUGUUCACUCGCCCUAUGAUUGGUAUAAAUACGGACGUACUUUUCCACCUUCGUGUUGUGGACGUGUUUGGAAUGGAAAGCAUGUCGAACAAUGCGAAAUACCGCUGUACAGCGUGGGCUGUCUGCGCCCCGCAAGAGCUGAGCUGCGUAUGUAUGCAAAUUCUCUGGCCGUGCUCGCUUGCGCAAUUAUUAUCGUUAAGGCGGUGACAUUAUUUGCAGCUGCGUACUCUCUUGUAGCAGGACUCGUUGAGAGUAACCCAGUUGAAUUUAAGCCGCCACAGCCGUUACGCAUCGCGUGUUUGACGUCGCCACCGCUUAUGUCUGGGGUUCCAUACGCGAUCCCCAAAACUGCCGGCCCGAUAUAAAUAUUACUCUGCUUCUGCGGCUUGUUCCAUAAUAAAAAUAAACGUGUCAUUAAAUUAUUUGAAAUUGAUUUUUUUAUGAUUAUUUUAAUUACA